Molecule: messenger RNA, 753 nt
Organism: Lodderomyces margitis
Lineage: Eukaryota; Fungi; Ascomycota; Pichiomycetes; Serinales; Debaryomycetaceae
Gene: PRE6
Product: proteasome core particle subunit alpha 4
Exons: 2
Coding region: 1-753 (250 amino acids)
Biological process (GO): ubiquitin-dependent protein catabolic process
Cellular component (GO): proteasome core complex, alpha-subunit complex; proteasome core complex; nucleus
Source: RefSeq, a predicted model, not a curated record
AUGAGUGGAUACGAUAGUGCAUUAUCUAUAUUCUCGCCUGAUGGACAUGUUUUCCAAGUCGAGUACGCAUCGGAAGCGGUCAAAAGAGGUACUUGUGCAGUAGGAGUCAAGGGCAAAAACAUUGUUGUAUUGGGAUGCGAAAGAAGAACUACUUUGAAAUUGCAAGACCCUAGAACAACGCCAUCCAAGAUUUGUAAAAUUGACCACCACAUAUUAUUAGCAUUUGCUGGAUUGAAUGCCGAUUCAAGGAUCUUGAUAGAUAAAGCCAGAGUAGAGGCACAAUCGCAUCGAUUGAAUUUAGAAGAUGCCGUUAGCGUUGAAUACUUGACUAAAUACGUUGCUGGUGUGCAACAACAAUACACACAGUCAGGAGGUACGAGACCUUUCGGAAUUGCCACGUUGAUUGCUGGAUUCGAUACAAAUGACGAUGUACCUAAAUUAUAUCAAACCGAACCCAGUGGAGUGUUUAAUGCGUGGAAAGCUCAUGCUAUUGGAAGAUCGGCCAAAACAGUCAAGGAAUUUUUAGAAAAACAUUACAAAGACGAAGCUAAUGAUGAAGAAACGAUUAAAUUGACAGUUAAAUCUUUGUUGGAAGUGGUGCAGACUGGUGCUAAAAAUAUUGAACUUUCAAUAAUGAAACCCGGUGGAGUGAUUGAGAAAUUGACUAUAGAUGAAAUUAAGAAGUAUGUUGAUGAAAUUGAAGCUGAAAAGGAAGCUGAAGCUGAAAAGAAGAAACCUAAAUCAAGAGAUUAG